Molecule: messenger RNA, 5343 nt
Organism: Talpa occidentalis (Iberian mole)
Lineage: Eukaryota; Metazoa; Chordata; Mammalia; Eulipotyphla; Talpidae
Gene: BOLL
Product: boule homolog, RNA binding protein
Exons: 11
Coding region: 101-1060 (319 amino acids)
Molecular function (GO): RNA binding; protein binding
Source: RefSeq, a predicted model, not a curated record
GAGUCUCCGUCGGGAAACGCGCUGUGGCUGCUUCGGCGUGGAGGUGCUUUCAAACUUUGGGGGUUUGUUCCUGUCCCUCUUUCUGAAGAGCGGAGAGAAGAUGGAGAGCGAGCCCGGCGCGCAGACAUCAAAUCAAACGCAAACAGAUUCAUUAUCUUCAUCCCCUAAUCCUGUGUCACCUGGGCCUCUGAAUAAUCCAACAAGUGCCCCAAGAUAUGGAACAGUGAUCCCUAAUCGCAUCUUUGUAGGAGGAAUUGAUUUUAAGACAAAUGAAAAUGAUUUAAGAAAAUUUUUUUCCCAAUAUGGGUCUGUAAAAGAAGUGAAGAUUGUAAAUGACAGAGCUGGAGUAUCCAAGGGGUAUGGUUUCAUCACUUUCGAAACACAAGAAGAUGCACAAAAAAUUUUACAAGAGGCUGAAAAACUUAAUUAUAAGGAUAAGAAACUAAACAUUGGUCCAGCAAUAAGAAAACAACAAGUAGGGAUCCCUCGUUCCAGUAUAAUGCCAGCAGCUGGAACAAUGUAUCUGACAACUUCUACUGGCUAUCCUUACACUUAUCAUAAUGGUGUUGCUUAUUUUCAUACUCCAGAGGUAACUUCUGUCCCACCACCUUGGCCUUCACGUUCUAUAUCUAGUUCCCCUGUGAUGGUAGCCCAGCCUGUUUAUCAGCAGCCGGCAUAUCACUACCAGGCCCCUGCACAGUGUCUACCAGGACAGUGGCAGUGGAGUGUGCCUCAGUCUCCUGCCUCUUCUGCUCCAUUUUUAUAUUUGCAACCUUCUGAGGUUAUUUAUCAACCAGUGGAAAUUGCACCAGAUGGUGGAUGUGUUCCUCCUCCACUAUCUCUAAUGGAAGCUUCAGUUCCAGAGUCUUAUUCUGAUCAUGGAGUUCAAGCAACAUAUCACCAGGUUUAUGCUCCAAGUGCCAUUGCCAUGCCUGCACCAGUGAUGCAGCCUGAACCAAUUAAAGAACCAAGGUUACAUUCUGUGAGAAGAGGCUUUUCUCAACCGUCAUCUAUAGGUUUGAAACCUCGAUAUUCUCGAAGUCCACACUUUUCAUCCUAGGAAAGAUUUCAGAGCAGAGGAUUCAAUUCUUACUCUACCUUCCUCUACUGAUUCUGUUAAGUAGAGUUUUAGAAAACUAUUUUAUCCAAUAAUAGAAAACUAGGCCAUGUGUGGUCUGAUAACAAAUAUGAGGGUGUUGGAUGUGCUUACAAUUAAAUGUUUUUGCCUUUUAAGGAAAUUAAAAAAGUCUUAACAGCCAGAACAUCGGAGAUGCAGGAUAAAAGCAUGGUUUCCUUUACUCACACACACUUAAGUAACAUAGACUUAUAGUGUGUAACAAAUAGAACAUAGGUAAUAUUUAUAAAACAACCAAUAUCUUGAUAAAGUUUUAAAAUUUUGGUCAUCAUCUGGAUAUCUUAUCAAUAUGACAAUGUCAUAUCCAGCCACUUAAAAACAUCUUUGAUAUUUGGGUUUUCCAGUUUGAUUUCAGGUGUGUCAUAUUUAUAGACAGCCAUGGCAUAUACAGAAUAUACACAACAGACUGUUUACAAUAAAUUCCUAAAAAUACUGUUUUAGGGAGAAAAAUACUGUUUCUACACUACUGUUUUAGUGUAGAAAAUUCUAACUUCCACAUUAUUUUGUUUUCAGUGGAUUUAGGUUUGUAUAUAUUUUGCUUGUAUUAAUGUUUUUGAUAAGAUAUUUCAAACUCCAGGUUUACAUUAGAAAUUUUGGUAGAUAUUAAUACAUAUAAAAAUUGUUUAUAUAAAACAUAAAAAAUGUUGUAUCACAAUCAACUAUUUAUUUUAUGCCAACUACUAUGUUUAAAGUUGACACCAUUCUUAAAUAUACUUAAAGGUAUCUCCAAAUCUAUUUCUGGCCCUGUCAUUCAUACAUGAAAUAUUAGGGCUCUUAUAAGCAUUUACUGCAUAUCAUGUCAGAUUCAAUACAGGUUUCUUCCUUUAACACAGCAACACUUACUAAUACCCCUUUUUAUCUUUCAUUUAGGUCUUAUUUUGUCAAGUUGCUAGGUUUUCAAAACAUUAAUCUUGACUGAAUAAAACUUACCUAUAACAUAUUUUAUCUUUAAUAUAGAGACGCUAUGAUUAUCUACUCUUACAAAAAUUAUUUUAUAAUUAAAAACUGCCAUACUAUUUUUCAAAAUUAAAAAAUGGUCAUGCUAACUUUAAAUCCUUCCUGUUAAUAUAUAUUCCAACUUUCUUCUAUAAAAAUGUUAUAUUCCUUUUAUAGUAGAUUGGAUUAAUAAUAGAAGUGAAAAUACAGUAUAUAAAUACCAAUAUUUAAACUGACUAAAAGGAACUUUAUUCUAGCAUUUAUAGAAAUUUGUGCAAUUCUAGCACAAAUUUUAAUUUGUGAAUUAAUUUUAAUUCAUGAAUUUUAAUUUCAUGAAUAUUCCAUAAACCAAAGUUAGUUUGUACUUCUGUUGAAAAAUAAGAAUUAUAUAUCAAAGCCUUGUAUUAGGAAGAUGAUCACCCUAUUACAAUUUAAAUUAAUUUUUUAUCCCGUCCCAUAAAGGAUAAUGAAUUAUCCACUUAUGUAUAUAUUUAUUGGCUAUAUCACCAUAUUUUCAGGCUAAAAUAUUUAGAUUGAGGGAAAAAAUGUAAUAGCAUAGUCAUAGUACAGAAUAUUCUAGCACAUCCUAAGGCCACUUCAUCUAUUGAGAAUAUUUUAUUUUGCUACAUUUAUUUUGAAUAUAACAAGCUGUGUGUUAAUGUCCAGUAUUCUGUAAUUAGAAGGCUAGUCAAAAAUAUCAUGAAACAAUCUAUUUAAAUAAUCUGCUUGUCUGAUGUUUUCAGUAUACAUUUUAAUGCUGUAUUUAUUAGUCAGGCUUAUUCAGUAUAUACCAACACAUUUUUGUUCUAAAACUUUUACAGAUUUUCAGAAGUCCAAAAGUAAUUCCAUUUAGCUCCAAAACAAUUUACAGUUUAAGUGUUUUUCAUUUUUUUUUCUCCAGACAAAAAGUAAAGAAAAAUGGAGAUGGCAUGAAAAUUCACUGAUGUACAAAAAAACCUGUUCUGCUUAAGUUGUGAUAUUUUGUUCUUAUUUUAUAGAUUGAUGCGACAUAUCCAUGAUAGCAAAAACAGCUUUAAUAAGUAUAAAAGAUCAUUGUAGUCUUUAACUAUUAAGGUCCUUUUUGCAAGUUAAUAUUUAAUAAUAAAUAGUCUUAGCCUCACACAGUUCUCAAGCAACCAAUCAAAGAAAAAGAAAAUGUGUAAUGAUUUUUUAAAAAGCAUAUCUUUUUUUUCUUUGUGGUUUUGGAAAAAACAUCUAAAGAAUAAUAAUUUUAAACCAUACAUUAAAAUGAGAUGAUUUUUAAUACUUCCAAUGUGUUUCUUGCUAAUCAUAUUUAGAAUAUUUGUUUUUAACAUGUCUAACUUUGGUAUCAAAGAAAGCUAUACAAUAUCCACUGAAUACAUUUUUACAACACAUCAACUUCCAAAAAUAUUUACUAGUGUUUGACCUAUUAUGAAAAUAUUUUCAAAAGAUACUAAUACAUGUAAAUUUUUCCUGCCCUAUCUUAAAUACCCAAAUACUGACUAGCAAAGUUAACUUCAGGUUUAUUUUAUUCAGACUAUCUCCAACUACAUAUGAGAAUAGCUUUCAAUUAAAGUAAUGCAUUUACUACCCUAAUAUCUAUACCAAAGGGAAAAUGAAAUAAACUCAACAAAAAUCCUCUUUAUCAAAUAGAUUCUUAUGCCUGUGCCCUCGAUACGUCUCUUUAGAGAAUGGCUUAUUUUAAAAACACUUGAGGUCAGAUUUAACUACCUUCACCUAUUGACUAUCUGAACAUCUUUUGAUAACAUCAUUGUACUUAGCUAUUCCUCUUCUCCCUACUCUCAAUGUUAAGCAGUAAGUUGUAACUAUUUUUUUCUCUAACAUCUGGUUAAUUUCCUAAUCUUUACACUUAGCUAUAGUUAUAUAUUAUUUUUAUGCCCUAGAGGUGAUAGCCCCACCAUUUUAGACAGUCACCAUGGAUUAUGGAAAAAGGAAGGGAAGUGACAUAUACUCUCCCUUAGGCUAGAAAACGAAUUUUAUGACAUCACCUACAUCCAAGAAUGUUUUAUUUAAAAAUUGUUUUGAAUUAAUUACCUUCUAGAUGCUGAUUUUUAUGUGGACAAAAUUUUAGUAAGAAAAAACUUUCUACUUUGAGGAUUUACAACUUUUUGUAUAUCAGACAAUCAUAAUGAAUGUUAAUAACAUUUCCUCUAUAUUCAGCAAAAAAUCCUUUCAAAAAUCUUAAAAUGGCAUGAAAAUUCAACAUCACAUUUCAUGCAGUUAACCAUACAUAUUUCCAGUUACCUUAGUAAAGUUUUUCCUAUAAUACUAAAAUAGGCUUCUUCCUCAUUAUCACUUGAUUUAUUUAAUUACAUUCCAGUGUGAGUUAUAAAAUGAAACUGAACUCAGGACUAAGAAGUUAUGCUUUGAAAAAAUGUAGGGAGCUUUCCAUAAAAUAAGUUUUAUAGAAAGUUAAUGUAAUAAAUUUACCUGAAUUGAAGAUUCUUUGCUUUUUGAAAGCUUUUACAAAUUCUUUCAGUAAGUGAUUUUUAAAGGUAAUAUUUUAAAUGUUUAUAGGGUAUUUUUUAUAAUGCAUCAGUCUAAUUCUAUCAGCAAGUUAUAAUUUACUAUUCCAAAAAUACUGAAAAGUACCCAUCAUACCUUGCUAGCUAUUUGCAACUCAAAUUUAAAGAGACUUCUAAAAUAUUUAAAGUAUGAAAUAAAAACAUAGGUCUUCUUGGUCUUUCAUGUCAACAAGAACUUUAAUACCUUUUGAUACCUUUUUUAAAAAUAUAAUUUAGAUGAUUGCUAAGAGAUAUAUAAAGCCUAUGUUCAAGCACACUUCUUCAAGGUGUAGACCAUGUCCAACAUAAUAGCUAUAGUUCAUUAAAAAUCUAAAAUAGGACAUUGACUAUGUGAUUCAUAGUAAAAUCUCUAAUUUGGGGAAGUUAGAACAUGUUUUGACUGUCACAGUUAAAACAAGUUUUGACUGUCCUGUGAGAAAUAAUUACUAGGAAUUAUCCAAUAUGUGGCAUUUUAACUGACAGGGUGGUAUUUGAUUUGGUAAUAACUGGAGUCAAAAGAGCAUUUAAUCUGGUUUCAGCAGGUUUGUAAGGAAAGCUAUAAGAAUACAGUAAUAAAUGUUCAGUAAAUUCAUAGAACUUUGUUAGUAAAUAGAUGAGUCUCAAUUUCAUUUGUAUUAAAACUGUAUGUACAAAAUGAAAGUUUCAGUGCUUGUGACCUCUAAUAAAAUUCUCUGGCUGUUACUAUAAUAAUUCAAAUAAAACUGUUCAUGAUUAGAGAAAAUGCGUAUUUAAAGCAUCAGUUAG